Molecule: messenger RNA, 2806 nt
Organism: Owenia fusiformis
Lineage: Eukaryota; Metazoa; Annelida; Polychaeta; Sabellida; Oweniidae
Source: the annotation of a GenBank genome assembly
CGACCUGGAACUCAUCAGAUCUGGGCUCAUAAUUUCAUAAUGAUAAAAUAUGAAACAGAGGAACUGGAAUCAUCUUGCAAAAUGAUGUACCCUUCAACUCAUUUGGCUUGGUACGCAGAAGAAUGGUAUUCAUGAAUAAAUGAACGGUGUUUUGAGGGUAUUUGUCACGCGUGCUAAUCUUUACUGAGACUAAUAUAAUGUAUCAUCUGUUAUCAUGCUUGAGAAACUUAAAGAGGUAAUGGCGAAACAUCAAUCGUUUAGAAUUUUCAUUUAUUUGCUGUUAUUGAUUUUGACAAGGAAAUGUUUCGCAGAGUUGUCUGCAGUUGGUGACAAUUUUAGGGAACUGGCCAUGCCCGCUGACGCAGCGGGGGAGAGGGACGCUAUAAGAAUAUCAGUUGAAAACGAUAAUUCAGUCACGACUAAUGCUGACGGCAGCUUCAACGAUAUAAACUAUGAAGACUCGAACGCUUGUACAGCGCAUGGAGAAAGACUGAAGAGACUAAUUCAAUCGUAUUAUCUAAAUCAAACAGAGAAUUAUUUUUAUCAUAAUUCAACCACUUGGGAGUGGGUCAUAAAAUCUUGGGAAUACCUUGCAUAUAGUGUUCCUGAAAUCACGGACUGGAACUGGUGGACGGCACAAAUUGGUACACCAAGAUCUCUUUGGGCUGGUCUCUUUCUCUCAAGAGGAAUGAUAAGCGAUACAUUGUACGAUGAUUUGAUUAAAAGGUAUUGGGCUGAUGCUCAAGUUUGGGACGUCACAAUAAAAGACGGCAAAAUAUCGGCGUCAAACCUGGCAAAUAGGGGAUUUUUGGGAUUGUUUGAAAUGUUCUAUCAAGGUGAAGAUGCUUUUAGAGUGAGAAGAAAUGAAGUUAUAAAACAUUUGGGAGAUGAAGUAGUUAACAAAACUUCGUAUCAAGGGGAGGGUGUUGGAGUCGAUGACUGUAUUCACGUACAUAAUAUCCAUGAGGGGUUAUGGGAGGGUCCUUACUACAACUCCCACCUACGGUUGAUGAUCUACAAUGGUGGAUACGGUGCGGAAUAUCUCAACAAAUUUGCCCUCAUCUAUGUCCUUCUACACCAUACUGACUAUCAGGUAGACGAUAUCGUAUUAGCAGAGUUCAUUAAUUGUUUCUUGGAGUGUCAUCAAUACUUGGUGAGAGGUCAGACGUUUGAGCCAUCCGCCGUUGGUCGUAAUAUUGAUGAUAACCAGCGAGUGACUUACUGGGCGGCUUACGACUCUGUUUAUAAGGUAGCAACAUUACUAUUGCAACUUGAGUUUCGUAAAGAAGAACUCCAGAACGCGUUAACAAGAUACCUUAACCAUGGUCCAACUAGUGCGGCAAACGCCCUCAUUGGUAAUCGGGCACUAUUCGCCUCAGAUAUGAUAGUCCACCAUAGACAAAGCUACAUGGCGAGUGUGCGUAUGUUUUCAACUCGUACAGUCAGGCCCGAGACGUGGAUUAGCUCCCGCAGAACACAAAAUCCCAAUGGGUUGUUGUUCUUCAUAUUUCUCACGGCUAUAUGUAAUAAUGUUAUUGCUGAAGAUGACACUGCUGUUCAUGAAUGUGAUAUCGUCGCCAUUUUAGGUAUUAUACGGCAGAUGGGUUUAUGUCGCUCUUACAGGACGACCACGAGUAUGGAUCAAGGUGCCACGGUUUUAUAUAGUGGAGAUGUACCCCAGGAAGGGAUGGAGAGGGUAGGAGACACUCCGAACUUCCCCCAUCAUAUAAGUAAUGCAAAAUUUGUUGGCAGUGCCUCCGAUGGAAUGUACGGUGUUGCCGCAAUGGUCUACGAUCGUCCAACAGUCAAUAUAACGAUGAAGAAGUCUUGGAUUUUCUUUGAUGAUGAAAUCGUCUGCUUAGGUAGCGAUAUAUCUCUGCGCGAUAAUUAUACCGCUCUUGGACUUCCUAUAAUAACUACACUUAAUCAAGUAGUCCAAGAUGGCGAAAUUGCAUAUAUGACUUCAACAGGACCAUGGCAAUAUGCAGACUGGAACAACACGACGCCUUUCACGAAUGCUAGAUGGAUUCACCACGACAAUAUGGGAUAUGUGUUCCCAAAUGGGGCAAAUGGUGCAAUUGAUUCGUACGAAAAGACAACAAAUGAUAAAAAGAUGAAUGUAACUGCGAUGUUCAUGGAACAUGGGUUGGAACCGUACACUUAUAUCGUAUAUUCAAAUGUUACUAUAACUCAACUUGAGGAUCUCCAAAAUGUUCCUUCAGUGACAAUUUUGCAGCAAGACAAAAAUGCUCAUGUCGUGUACCAAUCAAGACUUCACAUACUUUCAAUGGUUGCAUUCUCUGCUCCAUUUUCUAUUCUCCAUCCAGAGUUCGCAUACUCCAUUACAGUUGAUCAAGCUUGUAUUUUGAUGUUUCAGCACAUUGAUAACAAUAUUUCAGUAACUGUUUCCUUUCCUUCACAGCUUGCGUCGACAGUCAAUAUCACGUUAGGUAUGAAGGUCAAAGGAGUUGACUCCUAUAUCAAUCCCAGUGAAUGGACAUCCAUUGUGUUGUUCAAUUUCUCGGAUGACAGAAUGGUUGCAGGGAAAAGUCAAACCAAAAAUUACGAAAUUGUUGAUCUAGCAUCUUCAAGUACGUCAGCAAGUCCAACUCAAUUACCCACGAAUGCUACAGUCCCAGCGGAUACUUCUACUGCGACUGUCAUUAUGUAUAUUACCGUAUCGUUUGCAGGUGCAACUGCUGUAGUGGUUGUCACAGUGGCAAUAGUGAUGGCACUGAUACAUAAAGUAAAGAGAACUAACCGAGUUAAAGAUUCAUCCACCAUUAAUAAGACUCCUCCUCCAUAG